Molecule: messenger RNA, 852 nt
Organism: Monoraphidium neglectum
Lineage: Eukaryota; Viridiplantae; Chlorophyta; Chlorophyceae; Sphaeropleales; Selenastraceae
Exons: 6
Source: RefSeq, a predicted model, not a curated record
AUGUUCACGCAAACGCGCGCACAAGCGGGCGUGCGCUUCAUGCGCGCACCGCCGCGCUCCUCGCAGAAGGAGAAGCCCCUGGGCAGCGAGCCGUGGUUCAACCCCGAGGGCGUGACGGCUGCCAAGCGCGAGUGGCUCGAGGCGCAGCAGCAGGCGCAGCAGCAGGGCGGCGGCGCGCGGCCGCAGUGGCCGCAGAGGAUCUUCGAGAACUUUUAUGUAGUGGUGGGUGGGCGCCACACGGCCGCUCCCGUGCAGCACGGCAGCCUCAGCCCUGCGCUGACACGGCGGCCCCCUGGCCCCGCCCCGCCGCGGCGCCCACUGCAGGGGCUCCCCCCCGACAUCGAAAUCACUCAGAUUGCAGAGCAGCUGUGCGAGCUGGAGCGCAAGCGGCGCCACCGGGAGGAGGCGUCGGCGGCGGGCGGCGCGGAUGAGAAGGAGCAAUACGACGCGGGGCCAGAGCCCGCGUUCGAGCCGCGGGUGGUGUACAGUUACCCCGAGGAGGGCGCCGCGCCGGCCCCCCUCAGCGACGCCGAGCUGGCGGCGCUGUGCUUCCCCCACGGCGUCGUGCCCGAGAAGCUGCGGCGGUCCGCCAGCUGCAGCGCGCUGGACGAGGUGGUGUUGGGGCGCCACGUGGACAGCGCUGAGCAGUGCUUCGUGUUCCGGCUCAAGGCUGCGGACAACUUCCCGCUCUACGGCGUCUGCUGGGUCGUCAAUGAGAUGCUGCACCGCGCCCCCUCCCUCGCGCGCUCCCGCUACAAGUCGUGCCGCGCCCCCUUCCGCUCCUGCAUGAUCUCUGCGCCCCGCUGCUACUGCCUGCUGACGCACUACCCGUUCUUCGACCUGCACUUCCGG